Messenger RNA from Teleopsis dalmanni, 5469 nucleotides. RefSeq names its product transmembrane protein 131 homolog (gene Tmem131). Gene Ontology annotation, cellular component: membrane. The record is from RefSeq and is a predicted model, not a curated record. The transcript has 4 exons. Bases 196 to 5349 code for a protein of 1717 amino acids. NCBI's taxonomy places the organism in Eukaryota, Metazoa, Arthropoda, Insecta, Diptera, Diopsidae.
UUUGAAUUGCACAUGACAAGCGAAACUAUGAAGAAACAUAAACUGCAAUUAUAAAAACGGUAAAAUAUUCGCGAAAAUAUCAAGUAUAAUAUUCAAAAUAUCGAUGAAAAAUAUAAAAUAUAUUAAGAAACGGUGCCGGGCUACCCAAAUAAAUAUUUUAUUUUCCAUUAUCCAUAAAGUUAAUUAUUAAGCAAGAUGAUGCCCUUUACAAUGCUAUUGUUUUGCUUUUGCUUGGCCAGUGCUGUUGAUCAAUUAUUACAACCGAGUGAAAAAAUAAAUUUCAAUGCACAGCAAACAUCAAGUCAAGUGGAAAAUAUAUUUCCAAUAACAUCACUUAAACCAAAUGGAGAUCAAAUCUUAAAUAUACGUUUUGACCCCCCACAUCUGGACUUUGGUGUUAUAUCAGUUGGUACAGCGCAAUCACACACAAUCACAGUUAUUAAUCAGCAUAAUCGUAGUGUGUAUUUGGGUUCGGUCUCAGGUCAAAUUUCAUCAUUUUAUAGCAGCUUUUUUGAGACAAAGAUCAUACCUCCACAAGGAAAUACUACAUUUAAUGUAGUUUUUCUACCUCGUGAAAGUGGAACACUACAGUCAGUUUUACAUGUACAUAGUUCAUUUGGCUUAGCUAACUUUUCCGUUCGUGGGGUGGGUACUGAAUGUCCAUACAAAUUACAGCCAAUUGUAGGCGUUAAAGCUCCGCUGAAUGCCACGCUUACCCCAGAAAUACAUAUGUUCAAUCCACAUAAGCAUACAAUGCAAAUAAUAGAGGUGUACAGUAGUGGUGGGCAAUUUCAAUUAGAAUUACCUAGCGGCGGACAAGAAGGACCUCAAGCCUUAUGGGAAAUACCGCCAUAUUCCACAAAGCCAGUGAUACGUAUAAGAUUUCAUGGAAAGAAUGCCGGUAAUCACACGGCGUAUAUACGUAUAAAAGUGCUGGAGCAGCCGAAUGAUUCUGUAGCUCCAGUUGAAAAUGUUUUUGUUAUUCCCGUUGAAUUUGAAAUUCAACAGGAGAAUGGACUGUAUGCUGAAAACCCGGUAAUUGAUUUUGGGCGCAUUGUAACACAAGAUACAACGCCAACAACAGUGAAACUUAAUUUACGCAAUUCGGAUGAAAAUAGUCCUUACGAGUUAGUGUAUCAUGAUCUUCAUAAUAUUAGUGGUUUAUCUUUUAAUAUAAACGAUACAAGCAUUACUCUUGAUCCAAUGCUGUUGGACAAGUCUUUUAAUUUUAAGCUUGCUUUACUGCGUUCAGCUUUGAAACGCAACGUUAGUCACAUUCAAGAAUUUUCGGUUUUGAUACGUGCAGAUGUUUUUAAAGGCACGCUUUCUUUUAAUCGUAAUACAACAAUUUUUAUAACCGGUGAUAAAGAUGUUUAUAAAGAAAGAAAACUUAUUGUGCGAAAUGAAUUCAAAACACCUUUACUCGUUUUGAAAAGCAGUGUAGAGAGUAAUAUAACCAAAAUUUUUAAUAUAAAUCAAAGUCAUAGUAAGUAUGACGUUGUGCUGAAGCCAGGUGAAUCAUUGGAACUCAUGCAGCUACAAACUAAAAACCUUAGUAAUAACUUUCGCUCUAUGUUAAAUAUAUAUACUAAUGUAACUCGUUUCGAAGUGCCUUUAUUAAUAUGUACUGGACAGCUCCAUGUGCAUACGCAAAUUUCGGGUCGUUUUAUGUUAAAACCUGAAUAUAAUACUGAUCUUAAUUUGGGCUUGGUGCCUUUGGCAGAAAUGUCACAACCAGGUUAUAUUGUUUUACAGAAUAAAAAUCCAAUACCAAUUAAGGUAACGAAUUGGGACUUUCAAACAAAACGUGGCAUAUACUUUCAUACCACAUUUAUGGGUUGUGCGAAAAUAACGAGCUUGAAAAAUGAACAAAACAUCGAGAAUGUCAAAUAUUACUUUUGUUCGCAACUUAACGAAAAUGAAGUGGCAGUUUUUGAAUUAGCUAUACAAUCCUAUAUAACGGAAAAUAAGCCUUUAGAUGCCACAUUACAAAUAUGGACACCAUAUGAAAAUAUAACAGCAACAGUUAGAUUUAAAACAAUGAUCGGCGAUUUAGAAGUGGAUCAGGAAACAGUUUAUUUUAAAAAUUGCUUCCCGGGCAUGCUAUGUUCAUCAGAUAUAAGUAUACGAUCUACAUUUCAAUAUCCAAUACAUAUAACGAGUGUCAAUUUUACGGAUCCAAGUAUGCAUUUCGAAGAUUUUAAUCCUAAAGUUGCAGUUAUUGAUCCCGGAGUGUCUACAAAAAUUGGUCGCCUCUAUUUCAGCCCAGCAGAAAUAUGCAAGCAUAUGUGUUAUAUACCGCAAGACGAGAGAACAAAUUCGUUAGAUUUUUUAUCUACACAGCCUCUUACGAGAGAGUUGAAUAAUAACCCUUAUUUUGAUGAAGGAGAACUUAGAAGACGUACAGAAUUAUAUCGGCAGUUUAAAGCAAUCCUACAAUCAAUUUCGUUUAGAGUGAGUACACAAGAAAAACGACAGUUCGUACUACAAUUAAUGAUCGAUAUUGUAUGGCCAAAAUUGGUGUCUGGACCACAAACACUACCAAGUGUCGAAAUCAACAAAUCUCGUAAAACAGCAAUCGUUAUUAAUAAUCCUGCUAAUAAACCGAUACUGGUUGAUUUUUUCUUAUCAAAUCCAAAAUUCGCAAAGCUUACACGUUCAUCGUUACCGCUUGAGGUAGUAGUUUUACCAAAAAAUUGCCAUUUGACAGAUCAGUCAGUAUUUUCAUUAUCCGAACUGUCAACUAAGCAACCUGUACUAAUUCCAGCUUAUGAAAAUAUAACUGUCACAAUUACAUUCACUGCAACACAAACGGAUUUGUUUUGCACUUUACUACAUAUUCGAAAUAAUUUGACGUUGUAUGAGGGAGUUUGGAUAAGCGCUAAAGGUGUGCAAUCACAAUUUCGUUUUGGAAAUCGGAAACCAGGCUCCACAACGCCUUUGCUCUUCGAAGUAAAUGAAAAACAUUUGUCCUCUUGCUAUCAACAAAUGCAACCAACAACAACAACAACAACAGAAGUUAGUUUUCCGGUGAAUAUUAAGAGAACUUUCACAGCUCGCAAUACAGGUGAAAUUCCAAUAUUUGUUGAAACAUUUUUUGUCGAAGGCCAACAAUGCAUUGGAUAUGGAUUUAAAAUAGUGGACUGCACUAGUUUUGAACUUGCACCUAAUUCGUCUAAAAAAAUUGAAAUAUUGUUUAGUCCAGACUUUACUAUAGCACGUAUUGCAAAGUUAUUGGUAAUAAAAACAAAUCUUUCCUACAAUGUCAACUAUACAUUAUUGGCACAAUUGCCUACUGAUAGUUUAGAGCUCUGCGGAAAAUUGAUCGCUCGACCUGAAUGGGAGACACAAGUACGGUACGCUGCUAUAAUUGUUAUAUUAAGCAGCUUGGCGAUGGUGGUCUUUGCGGUACAUUUGGAUUUGUAUAAAAUUUUCAAAAUACAGGAUGCUGUGGCAAAAUCUCGCGAUAAGGGACCUGUGCAUCCUACUUUUAAUCUGCGGAACAUUGGUAUAAAGUCGCUUACUCCAACAGAUGAUUCGGGUUUAGUAGUGGUAACAAAAGUAUUGACAACAAAUAAUAAGCAAAAACUAAAUCAAACGAAUGGUAACAGCAAUAGCCUUAAAAAGAGAGUUGGCGAAAAACAGAAUUUUCAAAAUUCCGCUAGUAAAAACUUAUAUUAUCAAUAUUUAGAUUGGCCUGAAGAUUGCACAAUGGAUUGCAGCUGCGACCAAUAUUGUGAAUUUUCAGAGGAAUUUGAAUUUAAGUUUCUAGAUGAUGAUAAAUUAACAUUCAACUGCAGCUUUCAUAAUUGUACAUCUGCAGAAAGUAGCAAGUGUUUAUCGCCAGUCAUACAAACAGAACAUAAGGAAAAAAACAGAGUAAGUCCAAAUGAACGCAAUAGUAAUAAUAUUCCUAAAAAACAAACACAGCAACAACGUAGUAAUAAAAAAUCCAAAAACAACACACCUUCACCAACGGCGCCAGUAGAAGAAAAUACAAAUACGCACAAAGCCAAAAUAAAUUGUACAGAGAAAAGUUUUGCAAAUAGCAUCAGUGCCAGUAAGAAACUAACUAAGACCCCAGAAAUGAAAUCCAACACGGACAAUCUUUUCGAUACAGAACAGAAAAAUACAACAGUUUCAACCAAAGAUACUUCACGUAAGUAUGGAAAAACACCUGGUAGAGAACGCAAGCGAGAAUUGCAAAAACGUGAAGCAAAUUGUCAUUCGAAUUCUUCGUCAACAACAUCAUCGAACUCCAAUUUCAAACUAGCAGACCGUAAGAAAAAAGUUAAAGUUGUUAACUCAUUAAAUUUUGAUUCACCGAUUCCGAUUCCGCCUGAAAUAAGCAAUAAUGGCACAGGACUUAGCUGUAUAACCUCACCUUGGGAAACUAGUAACCAGGUCUCAUUUGGAGAUGUGCUGCAGAAACAUAAUUAUCCACAACAAAAUUUAGCAACAUCAACAAACACCGAUGGUGCAUUUAAUUUAAAUCAAAUGAAAAUGGCUUCACAAAAUUCACUAUUUAGUAGUGUUGAUCUCAAAACGACUGAGCUCUCCAAUAUUUGUGAACCACAGACUAUUACUGUAUCAACAGAAAAGGAAAUUUCAAAAAGCGACGAAAGACCUAGCAGCACUGAACUUGGUCCGAUUGGCACAAGAAAAUCACCAUCUUCAACACCCGUUUGGGAGUCGGUAACCGCUGCACCAAUGACUGCAACUACCACACAAUUACUUAAACCGCAAAUUUGUAGUAGUUCCAGUUUUUUUUCCGAUAUGCUACCAACUACUUAUGAGCAAAAUAACAUUGCACCAUUGAUAGAUGCCUCAACUGCACAAUUAUUGGAACUACAAAAGGCUCAAGCAGAGUUGCAACGACAAUGGCAGACAAAUGAGUAUUUGUUUAAUUUACGCCAGCGGCAAAUUGAAAAUCAGCAACAGCAACAACUACGCUUGCAAGCGCAGCAACAACUUUUGCAAGGUGUUGAUGUCAGCAACAGUUGGGCACUUAAUUCUCAUACUUGGUCACCACUUGUUUACGGACAAAGCUUGCCAAGUGAUAUCGUCAAUUCAACUGGCAUUAAUUCCGCAGGUCUUUGGCAGAAUGCCGGUCUUGUGCGUCCACCACCAGGUUUGUUGCCGAGUUUGCAGAAUUUACAUCAAACUCAACAGCAGCAGCAGCAGCAACACCAACAACAACCGCAACAGCAGCCACAACCACAACAGCAACAAACUACAACUAAUGAUGAUGAUAUGCAAACAUUUGACCCUUUUAGCUCGUUAAGCUCUAUUUGGUGCGACAAUUGGUUGCAGAACAACAAUAAUCAGAAAAGCAAUAAUGAUAAGUAAAAAGAUAUCGUCUUAAGAACAAAGAGCAAUAAGCAGCAACAGAAUUUUGCGAUUUUUUAAAUUGCAUUUUAGUCCUUAAUAAUGACAGUUUAAUUUGUUAAUUUUUGAAAAAAUAAUAAG